Molecule: messenger RNA, 3702 nt
Organism: Drosophila gunungcola (fruit fly)
Lineage: Eukaryota; Metazoa; Arthropoda; Insecta; Diptera; Drosophilidae
Exons: 8
Coding region: 359-3070 (903 amino acids)
Biological process (GO): protein histidyl modification to diphthamide
Molecular function (GO): diphthine-ammonia ligase activity
Source: RefSeq, a predicted model, not a curated record
AACUAUUCAGUAUGUUUCGACUUGCGCCAUUUGGCAACACUGGCGCUGCAUUAGCGGCAAAAAAAAAAUUAAUUUUUUGCCAUUUACGUUGGCGUAAAGUUCUGUCGCACAACAAUUGCAAAGCUCCCCAGCUGGGUUUGAGCGGCGGCGGAAUAAGAGAAAAACAAACCAAAAGACACGGCAAAUCAGUCUAGUCAACAAAGCAGACCAAAUGAGCACGCACUUCGAGACUAACGAGCAGCACAAACUAAGCCAAAAAUAAAGCUAAAGAUAUAAGAGAUAAUAGGCAAGAAGAAGAAGAGGCAGGAGUACACACACUCGCACAUAACCACAUACACUGAGAAAAAUCGGCGGCAGGAUGCGGGUGGUGGCCAUGGUCAGUGGCGGCAAGGAUAGCUGCUACAACAUGAUGCAGUGCGUCGCCGAGGGCCACGAAGUCGUCGCCCUGGCCAAUCUGCAUCCCAAGGACAGAGACGAGCUGGACAGCUUCAUGUACCAGACGGUCGGCCACAUGGGCAUCGAGAUUCUGGCCAGCGCCAUGGGAUUGCCGCUCUACCGGCGCGAAACCAAGGGCAAGAGCACCCAGACCGGCAAGCAGUACGUGCCCACCGAUGACGACGAGGUCGAGGAUCUAUAUAGUCUGCUGGAGACAUGCAAGCACGAACUUCAGGUUGAUGCAGUGGCCGUGGGCGCCAUCCUGUCCGACUACCAACGCGUUCGGGUGGAGAACGUGUGCAGCCGUCUGAACCUUAUAUCCCUGGCCUAUCUGUGGAGGAGAGAUCAGACUGAAUUGCUGCAGGAGAUGAUCGACUGCCAGGUGCAUGCCAUCAUCAUUAAGGUGGCUGCUUUGGGCCUCGUGCCGGAUCGACACCUGGGCAAAUCGCUGCGCGAGAUGCAGCCGCACCUGCUGAAGAUGCGCGACAAGUACGGACUGAAUGUGUGCGGCGAGGGGGGCGAGUACGAGACAUUCACCCUGGACUGCCCGCUCUUUCGCCAGCGGAUCGUGAUCGAGGACAUCCAGACGAUCAUCAGCAGUGCCGAUCCCAUCUGCCCGGUUGGCUACAUCAAUUUCACCAAACUGACGCUGCAGCCAAAGGAGGCGGCGGGCGGAGCGGCCAGCGGCGGCGGCAUUGGCGGCAUUGGCGGCGGCGGUGAUGUUGUGUUUGUUAAACGUUCGCUCGACUAUAUUAGCGAUCUGAACGAAUCGACAUACAGCGACCUCAGCGAUCCGGACUUUAGUGAAACGGAACUGGAGCUGAUCGAGAAGGAGACACGGCUGCGCGAAUCGCUCAGCCAAAGCGAGCUGAUCUCGCGCAGCAACUCCUUUGGCCGCCAUCUGGCCGCCACCGCCUCCUCGCCGAUACCCAUUGUCACGAAGAGCGCCAGCGUCGACGAGCCCACAGCGGCGGCGGCGGUGGCGCCCGUGCUAGGUGGACUGGGAGGAGGACCGCCCACCUGUUCCACCUCAGCCUGUGCGUCCAUGCUGCUGACCACCACCGCCAACGAUGGCGGCAGCCUGGCCAGCUCACAGUUGUCUGGCCAGGGCGGUGGCCAUGGGCUUGGCAGCAGCACGGCCGCCGUGUGCGGCUCGCUGUCGCUGGCCAUCUCCUCGCUUGGGCUCAGCGGCAACACGUGCUGUCAUCCGGGGAGCGGAGCUGGCAUUGGUGCACCCUUGGCCAUCACACAGCCGCCCAGUCCGCUGAAGUACGAGCGGGAAUUCCGUCCACUGGCCAACGAGGCCAGAGCGGCCAUCAAUGCCAAGGGCUGGAUGUGGCUGGCGGGCAUACAGGGCUCCGGACCGGAUGGCAUUGAGCAGGGAAUGCAGCAGGCACUGGACACGCUGCGCGAUCUGUGCCAGGCCAAGGGCUACGAUCUGCAGGAUCUGUGCUAUGUCACGCUCUAUGUGCGCUCCAUUGGCGAGUACCCGGCGCUGAAUCGGAUCUAUCACCGCGCCUUCGACUUUCACAAUCCGCCGACGCGCGUCUGCGUCGAGUGUCCGCUGCCCGACGGCUGCCAUGUGGUGAUGGAGGCCAUCGCCUACCGCCAGCCGGUGGCCGGGUCGAUAUCCAGUGCCGAGGAGCGGGAUCGCGAGGGCGAGGAGACGGCGGCGGCGCUGCUCAAUGGACGCCGGAAUACGAUGCAUGUGCAGGGCAUCUCGCACUGGGCGCCGGCCAACAUUGGUCCAUACAGCCAGUCAACCAGGAUUGGCGACAUUACGUACAUUUCCGGCCAGAUCGCCCUGGUGCCCGGCAGCAUGACAAUCAUCGAGGGCGGCAUCCGCCCGCAGUGCAAGCUUACGCUGCGCCACAUCAGUCGCAUUGCCAAGGCGAUGAACGCCCACGGCCAGCUGCGGGAUGUGGUGCACGGCAUCUGCUUUGUGACCCAUCCGGCCUUCAUCGGUGAGGCUCGUCGCCAGUGGGAGCGCCGCACCACCAAUGCGAUCAUGGACUACAUUGUGCUGCCGGCGCUGCCGCGGGAGGCACUCGUGGAAUGGCAGGUGUGGGCGCACACCCACAACGAUCGAUUCGAUUAUGAGGAGACUGGCUGUUCGGUGGGUGACUACACCAUCUCGAUACGACGUCGCUGGAACUAUGAGAAUAAUUGCGCGGCCAUUGUCUGCUACGUGUCCACUGGCCUGGCCUCGUCCACCACCCAAUUGACACAGCUGAGCGACGACAUUCUGGGCAACCACUGCCGUCUGGCGCAAUCGGUUAGUGCCGAGCAUCUGGACGAGAUCCUCACGUAUGUGGUGAAUCGUCUGCUGAAGGACUAUCCGCUGGCCAAGAAGCAAACGCCGCAACAGCCGGCAAACUCGGGAUCGCCACCAGCGGCCACGCCAACGCAACCCGGCGGCGCUGGCGGAGAUCAGCACCAGUCUUUGCCGGCCAUUCACCUGAAGCUCUUCUACCAGGUGAACGCCGCACCGGCAACGGAUCUGCUGCUCCAGGCGCUGCACGAUUUCCGGCUCAAGUGCCAGGAUACGGCCGCCAUUGUCUACACAGUGCUGCCCGCCUGCAGUCUGCACAACUUCAGUACGUUCCUGUCCAUUUGCGGGGUGAGGCAUGAAUAGGAGCCACACGGAUGAUGAGGAUGAUGAUGAUGAUGAUGAAACGAUUUGCUGCCACCGCACCAAGCAGAACACAGAAUACAUAUAUAUAUAUAUAUAUAUAUACACCACUAUAUAUACACAGAUAUAUGAAUAAUUGAUGGGUCACUAUUUGGUUUGACGAAGAAUCGCAUUGACAGAAAGUAAUCUUUGGAUAAUUUGAAACCAGUUGGCCUUUAAAACUGUGCCGCUAUGUUGAGCAAAUUUAUUACAUUUUUUUUUUUCAUAUUCAUAUUUGAAAGGUUCUUUGACCUGUUCUAUAUCUGACUUUUAAAGUUGUUAAGCAUGAAAUAGCUAUUAUUUGUUUUUAUUGUAAAUGGAAAAAAAGUCAAACUAAAAACCAAUUUCAAGCUACCCUUUUUCCAAGAAAAUGUUUUCUAAACUGUACGAUCUUUAAAGUUCCCUUCAUUUCUUGUGACUUGUGAAACGAUAGCAAUUAAUAGAAGGUAAAAUGCCAAGUAUUAUCCAACGAUUACUUUGUAGUCCCACAAAUUUUCAGUUUGCAAAAUAUUUCAAACCGACCCAACUGAACUUUAAAAGCAGCUUGCCCUAUGUUGAUAUUGUUAACUAGCAGACGAUCCUUAGAUCUAAAAGAA